This is a messenger RNA of Helianthus annuus (common sunflower), 1458 nucleotides long. RefSeq names its product putative receptor protein kinase ZmPK1. Gene Ontology annotation, molecular function: ATP binding; protein kinase activity. Gene Ontology annotation, biological process: protein phosphorylation. Lineage: Eukaryota; Viridiplantae; Streptophyta; Magnoliopsida; Asterales; Asteraceae. The record is from RefSeq and is a predicted model, not a curated record.
AUGGUGAAUUCCAAAGACUGGAGUUACGGAUGUGAACCCAAUUCUCAAAUUUGCAGACCUGAAGACGAAGAUUUUGUCGAGCUUCGAUAUGUCGAAUUCUUCUACGGCUACGAUAUCCGGUACCACGAAAACUACACCCUGGAUGCUUGCAAAACCGAUUGCUUACAUGAUUGUGCUUGCAAAGGCUUCCAAUUUGGAUACGUUGUUGAUGAUGUUGGAACCUAUUAUUGCUACAUUAAGACUUUUCUGUAUAACGGAUACCAAAUGGGAUUCUACAAUUCGAUGUAUAUCAAACUACCAAAAACAUUUGUUUCAUCUUUUAAGCAGAAACCCAUGAACAAAUCCAACUUUCAUUGCUCAGGAACAACAGUCACACCCAUUAUAAGAUCCUACGAAAAUAAACCGGAUAACAAGAUACUUCGAUUCUUGCUCAUAAUCGGAUGUGUCAUCGCGUUUAUCGAGAUCAUUUGCAUCAUCUUUUUCUGGAUCAAGACCCGUAAAAGCCCAGUUUUAGCCGAUCAAAGUUAUUCCCUGGCUGUAACACCAUUCAGAAAGUUCACAUAUCGCGAGCUGAAGAAGGCGUCGAGUAACUUUAGGGAUGAGAUCGGACGAGGUAGCGCUAGCAUUGUGUAUAAAGGAAGAUUAGCCGAUAACAGAGUUGCAGCUAUUAAAAAGCUCAAGAGCAUGGCUAACAAGCAAAAUGAAACUGAAUUUCAAGCGGAAAUUAGCACAAUUGGGCGACUGAACCAUAUGAAUUUAAUCGAAACAUGGGGUUAUUGUGCCGAAGGACCACAUAGACUUAUCGUUUACGAGUACAUGGAAACGGGCCGUUGGCUGAAAAGUUACGCGAUGGAGCUUGAUUGGGACAUCAUUUUUGAAAUCGCAAGAGGUACAGCAAAAGGAUUGGCGUACUUACACGAAGAGUGCUUGGAAUGGGUCCUUCAUUGUGAUGUGAAGCCUCACAACAUAUUGUUGGAUGGAAACUAUAAUCCUAAAGUUGUGGAUUUCGGGCUUUCAAAACUGUUGGAUAGAGGUGACAUCAAGAAAUCAAGAUUCUUAACAAUUAGGGGGACUCGAGGCUACAUGGCACCCGAAUGGGUGUUCAAGCUUCCAAUCACAUCGAAAGUCGAUGUGUAUAGCUACGGAGUGGUGGUUUUGGAAAUGAUAACGGGUCGGGGCCCAGGAGGGAAGAAGCAACGGGCUGAUCAUGAAGAUGGUGACCUUGAGCUCGGUGUGGUCGAGUGGGUGAGGGACAGGGUAAGAGAUGGUGAUGGAAGUGCUUCGGAAUCUUGGGUUGAGGAUGUCCUAGAUGGUUUGAUAGGCGGCUAGUUUGAUCGAGAGAUGAUGGAAAAUCUGGUGAGAAUUGCAUUGCAAUGCGUAGAGGAUGAUAUGGAGGUUCGACCCACAAUGAGUUGGGUGGUUAACAGGCUUCUACAUCCAGAUAGGAUAUAUAACUGA